AUGGAUUAUUCGGCAGGCAAGUCUCCGAGAAGAGAGCUUCAGCUUCAAGGCCCACGUCCUACACCUCUCAGGGUUCAUAAAGACUCUCACAAGAUCAAGAAGCCUCCAAUUGUGCCCCAACCCUCCUCACAACCACCCUCCCAGCAGCCUCAUCUCUACCAGCAGCCACGUCAGCCGGUCAUAAUCUCCACCGUGUCCCCGAAGGUCAUCCACACAAACCCUAGUGACUUCAUGGACCUUGUCCAACGCCUCACGGGCUUAAACUCUUCUUCAUCUUCUUCCCCACCUACUCAAAAUAAUCCUAAUAAUCCUCCCAAUUAUGACAAUAACAAUAACAAUAAUUCUCGUGAUGAUCAAGUGAUGAAGACAAGUUCUGCUCAAGAUGUUGCGCAAGGGAUGGAGAUGGACGGUGAUGAUGGUGGUGUGAGGCAGAAGGGUUUGUUUCCGGGGAUCUUGUCACCAGGGCCCGCUUCGCUCAAACCGAUUCCUUCGAACUUCUUCUCUCCACCGUCGGAUAGCUUCUUCCAUGAUUUGAGCCCGGUGCUCCAUGGAAACAGGAACUUCAUAGAAGGUAGCUUCAUGCCUAGUCCUUCAAACUUCUUUUCCCCUAGCACUCCAUCCAUAAACUUAUUCAAUAAUUUCCCCGAUUUAUAG
Messenger RNA from Prunus armeniaca (apricot), 654 nucleotides. The record is from the annotation of a GenBank genome assembly. NCBI's taxonomy places the organism in Eukaryota, Viridiplantae, Streptophyta, Magnoliopsida, Rosales, Rosaceae.